Ectocarpus sp. CCAP 1310/34 is the source of this 1211-nucleotide messenger RNA. The record is from the annotation of a GenBank genome assembly. Lineage: Eukaryota; Phaeophyceae; Ectocarpales; Ectocarpaceae.
GGGUGCUUGGCAAAGGAGAUUUCAGGCACCUCAUUAAGUGGCGGCUGCGCAUGGUCAAGUACCUGGAGGAGCUCAAGGCACUGGAACGUGGGAGCGACGAAGAGGUUGAUGAGGAGGAGGGGGACGCGGCGGAGGUGCCCAUGACGGAAGAAGAGAAGGAGGAGGAGGUUCAGGCGGAGAUCAGGGCACUGCAGUUGAAGGCACUGGCCCAGCGGAAACGGGUUCGCAAGAAGGAGCGCGAGGCUGCCGGGCGGCUUCGUUCCCGCGUGGCGAUGGGAAUGGAGAACACCGCGGUCGACCUCCCUGACGAGGAGGGGGUGUUCUCGCUGGCAAGCAUCAAGACCGGCGGCGAUCUGGAAUCGAUCCGUGACGUGGACUUGUCGAAGCUGGAAGCCUCUGCCAUGGACGUGACCGUCGACAAUGAAGAGGAAGAGAGUGGCGCAGGGGAUGGUUCCAGCGACGGGGACGAUGACAGCGAUGCUGAUGAUGCCAAGCUGGAAGCCCACCUCGCGGAGGGGUACCUCCGCUUUCUUCAAGCGAAGGACGAAAACCGGCGAAUGGAGGGAACGAGGCUUGCCAAGCGGAAAAAAAAAGCCAAGCCUAGACUCGCGCAAUUGCCACGCUAAAUGUAUCUUGUCCCUUGAAAAAGGUACACGGGACAAUCGAACGGGACGGGCCAGUUUCGCGGAACAACCCACCAAGCAAGCACACUCCCUUCCCCUAGUCCUCACGGGCGACGAUGGAGGAAGUUUUUUUCGUUUGCGACAUUAACCGGCGUCUUCGCCAAGAUCCGACUUUCGGAAGCCUUGCCAGAACACCAACACGCAAGGAGACUUGCGGCGAAGAGCCGCACAUUUGCACAAAGGGAUGAUCAACUCGAUACACCUUGCUUCUGCACAUGGCCAAAGUUUUUAGGGCUCAGCCUGCUUCUGCUGCCAUUUGUGUUUUGGGAAAAUAUGCCGCCGGUUGAGUGGCGUGAGCCGCUCCAGCCCUCAGCAAACACCGUAGGACGGGAGAGAUCUAUAAGGAACAGGUUCACCUUUGAAGGUACGCCUACCAUGAAGUACUACAAGUUUGCCCUUCGGCAAAUUCAAGCCAGUCGCCGUAGACAUUAGCGCCCAAAACAACAUGGAAAGAUGGCGGUAGAAUGUUCCGUGCGAGACGCACUGGCAAGUUAAUGCACGGUGGUCAUGGUACACACACAGCACAAC